Malania oleifera is the source of this 1851-nucleotide messenger RNA. RefSeq names its product mannan endo-1,4-beta-mannosidase 7-like. Gene Ontology annotation, molecular function: hydrolase activity, hydrolyzing O-glycosyl compounds. NCBI's taxonomy places the organism in Eukaryota, Viridiplantae, Streptophyta, Magnoliopsida, Santalales, Ximeniaceae. The transcript is spliced from 5 exons. The record is from RefSeq and is a predicted model, not a curated record. The coding region runs from base 307 to 1623 and encodes 438 amino acids.
GCGCUCUUUCUCAUGUUCGCUCCUCUGUUCCUCACUCUGCUUUAAUGGAUGCCCCCAGUCCCACUCACGGGUUGGGCGUGGAACGCAAUGCCAAUCCCACCUCCAACCCUCCACCUUUCCUUUUUUGCAAAUCCCAAAAUUACAAAUUACAAAUUACUUUUUCAUAAUUAAAUAUCAAUUCUGUACGCAAUUAAAGACCUUUAUUAUCAAUUUAGAUAAUUUUUUCAAAAAAUCUUCCUGCAAACUACAUAAAUUAUAAACAACAGCGGGAGCUACAGAGAGAGAGAGAGGUGGGGAAAGAGAGAGAUGAAGCAUUGGGGUGUGGGUUUAUGGGUUCUUCUUCUUCUUCUUCCUCUGUUAAUUGAAGAACAGAGGAGCAUUGCUGAGGGAGGAGGAACAGGGGACGGGUUUGUGAAAACCAAUGGAGUACAGUUUGUGUUCAACGGGAGUCCUUACUACGCAAAUGGGUUCAAUGCGUAUUGGUUAAUGUACGUCGCUGCGGAUCCUUCGCAGAGGAGCAAAGUCACCUCCGCCUUCCAAGAAGCGCAGAGCUACGGGCUCACGGUGGCCAGAACCUGGGCUUUUAGCGACGGUGAUUCCGAUCGCCUCCUCCAGUACUCCCCUGGUUCUUACAAUGAACAGACUUUCCAGGGGUUGGAUUUUGCAAUAUCGGAGGCUCGGAAAUACGGGAUCAAGCUUGUGCUGAGCCUGGUGAAUAACUAUGAAAACUUUGGGGGGAAGAAACAGUAUGUGCAAUGGGCAAGAAAUCAGGGGCAGCCUGUGUCCUCAGACGAUGAUUUCUUCACCAAUUCUGUCGUGAAGGGAUUCUACAAGAACCAUAUUAAGACUGUUCUGACGAGAUCUAAUAGCCUGAAUGGAGUUGCUUACAAGGAUGACCCAACGAUAAUGGCGUGGGAACUGAUGAAUGAGCCAAGGUGCUCUUCGGAUUCAUCAGGAAAGAUCAUACAGGAUUGGAUCACAGAGAUGGGUUCCUACGUCAAGUCCAUAGACGGAAAUCACCUACUCGAAGUUGGUCUCGAAGGAUUCUACGGAGCCUCGUUACCUCAGAGGCAGCAAUACAAUCCCAAUGUUCAAGCAGGAACCGAUUUCAUUGCCAACAAUCAGAUCCCCGGCAUUGAUUUCGCCACUGUUCACUCUUAUCCCGAUCAAUGGUUAUCCGGAUCGAGUGACGAGGACCAGCUCAAAUUCUUGAACGAUUGGGUGAACACUCACAUUCAAGAUGCGCAAACCGUACUCAAGAAGCCAGUUCUCUUCGCGGAGUUCGGGAAAUCGUCGAAGGACGGGGAUUUCAGCACCUACCAGAGGGAUCAGCUGUUCAACUCGGUCUACUCCGCCAUCUAUUCGUCGGCCAGCGGCGGAGGCGCUGCCGCCGGCGGCAUGUUCUGGCAACUUCUGGCGGAGGGAAUGGACAACUUCCGAGAUGGGUACGAGAUAGUUUUGAGCGAGAGCAGCUCGACGGCGAGGAUCAUCGCGGAGCAGUCGCAGAAACUUGAGAAAAUCCGAAAGAUGUAUGCCAGGCUGAGGAACAUAAAGAAGUUGAAGAGAGCGAAGGCGAUGAGGAGGAAUCAGUGGUGGGCGGGGAACAACAACAUAGGGAAUUGAAGAGAUUAAUGAUAUACAUACACAUAGAUAUAUUAACAUAGUUCAAUUUGUUUGACAUGGUUUUGGUUUGAGGGAAAGACAUGUUGUUUUAAAGGCACAGCUUUAACAUGAGUCUUGGUUUUUAUUGUGUUUGGACUCGAGUUGCAAACCUAUGAAAGGUAGUGUUUAGAAAUAUAAAUUUUAAGUUUCGGAUUUAUGUUUUUAAAUAAAGUUUAAUAUAAUUUUAUC